Molecule: messenger RNA, 2222 nt
Organism: Choloepus didactylus (southern two-toed sloth)
Lineage: Eukaryota; Metazoa; Chordata; Mammalia; Pilosa; Megalonychidae
Gene: SPATA2L
Product: spermatogenesis associated 2 like
Exons: 3
Coding region: 83-1297 (404 amino acids)
Cellular component (GO): cytoplasm
Source: RefSeq, a predicted model, not a curated record
GCCGCGGCCCGUGGGCAGAGCUGCUCCCGGCAGACGGGCCCGGCGGGGCGCGGCGACAGCGGGGCUGCGAGGGACAGGCAGGAUGGGCAGCAGCUCGCUGUCCGAGGACUACCGCCUGUGCCUGGAGCGCGAGCUGCGGCGCGGCCGCGCGGCCGUGUGCGGGGACCCGUCGCUGCGCGCCGUGCUCUGGCACAUCCUGGUGGAGGACUUCGACCUGCACGGGGCGCUGCAGGACGACGCGCUGGCGCUGCUCACGGACGGCCUGUGGGGCCGCGCCGACCUGGCGCCCGCGCUGCGCGGCCUGGCGCGCGCCUUCGAGCUGCUGGAGCUGGCCGCCGUGCACCUGUACCUGCUGCCCUGGAGGAAGGAGUUCACCACUAUCAAGACCUUCUCCGGGGGCUACGUGCACGUGCUGAAGGGCGUGCUGUCGGACGAUCUCCUCACCAAGAGCUUCCAGAAGAUGGGCUACGUGCGCAAGGACAAGCACCGCUUCACGGUGGCCGCCCCACCCCCGGCCUGCCAGCUGGUGCAGGUGGCCCUGGGCUGCUUUGCGCUGCGGCUCGAGUGCGAGAUCCUGGGCGAGGUCCUAGCCCAGCUGGGCACGAGCGUGCUCCCAGCCCAGGAGCUGCUGGGGGCGCGCCGGGCCAGCGGGGACGUGGCCUCCUGCGUGGUCCGGCUGCAGCAGCGGCUGGCCCGCGACGAAGCGCCGCCGCCCCUGCCUCCCCGGGGCGCCCCCGCCGCCUACGGGCCCUCGCUGGAGCUGUACCGCACCCUGCAGGGCGAGGGCCCCGAGGCCGCCGGCCUGUACGCGGCGCCGUUCUGGGAGCAGAGCGCCCAAGUGUGGGGCGCCGGGGGCCCGGCCGGGGAGGUCCCCGGCACCGACCCGCCACGGGCCGAUAGCCCGCCCUAUGGCGCCUUGGAGGAGGAGCUGGCGCCCGAGCUCGAGCCCGCGCCCUUCUCCUUCGUGUCGCUGCGCCGGGAGCUGAGUCCUCCCGGGGCGCUAGCCGCGCCCGAAGCCCCCGGGAGUCCCGCGCGGGCCAGCCCCCGGCGCCUGCGGGGAGACGGGCCCCCGCCCGCAGGGUACCGCGCGCACAGCUGCCUGCCCGCCGGCGCCCUGCCCGCCCUGCGCUGCGCCACCUGCCGCCAGCUGCACGCCGCCCACUGCGCCGCCCUGCCCGCCUGCCGCCGCGGCCACGCGCUGCACCCGCUCGGCGGCGAGCCCCAGCGGCGCCUCUGGCUGCAGCGCUCGCAGGUGGACGCGCUGCUCGUGGACGGCGGCCCGCGCGCCAGGCCCUAGACCCGGCAGCAGCUGCUGUGGCGCCUCCCGGCGGCCGGCCCGGCCCCCGCGCGGAUGGGGCAGGAGGGGCGGAGACUCCUGCCCCUGCCGGAAGCCAGGCCUCCUCCCGGGCGCGCCGCCCUAAGUCCUCAGUGCCCGGAUCCCGCCUGAGGGUGGCAGUGAGAGGGCCAUCCUGCGAGCACAUCCAGGCCAAAUCUGUCCCUGCAAAGGCCCCUUCCCACCUCAGGACCCCAGUGGCCCCGUCCUGGGCACCUGCCAUCCCCACAGUCCGCUGUCAGUGCCCUGCCUCUCUCCAAGCACCCGAGCGGUGGGCUCCAACACCAGGCACCUCAGAGGCCUGCAGCCCACAUUAGCCCUGGGGCUCCGAUGGGGCCGGUGGAGAGGGCUCUGCCAUGCCUGGCUGACCCGGCAGGGAGCCCCAGCCCCUCUCUUGGGCAUCAGAGGCGCUGUGUGAGCUGCAGGUCCAGUUCCAGGCACCUGUAUCCCAGGUCAUAGCCAGGUGGGGGGUGACCAGUGACCAUAACCCCAGCUGCCUCCUUUCCACAGCACAGGGCCAGCAAGGCCAGCCCCCACUGCUGCCCUUGUCCCCCUCUGGGCCUUGUGGGCUCUGGGAGGCAGGAGAAGGGGGUCUUCCCCAGCCCAGAGACUCAAAGACCCCAAAGCCCAGGGCGUCGGGGCAGGAGAGAGGCGGGGCCUCCCGCCCACCUGCUGCCGGAAGUGGAGUCCAGGCAGGCCCUGCUCCCCAGGGGCAGGCAGCCGCUCCAGGGCUGCUCCCUGAAAAAUAGCUUCCACAAGCAGGGAGGGGCGGCCUCUAUACCAGCACCCCACUCAGCUGUGCCUGCUGCUGUUGUCCAACACCCCCCGCCACCCCACAAAUGGGUCAUGGGUCUGGACCUCAAAGACACAUUAAACAACAGUGAAACUG